Messenger RNA from Setaria italica (foxtail millet), 867 nucleotides. RefSeq lists its product as uncharacterized. The transcript has 3 exons. The record is from RefSeq and is a predicted model, not a curated record. The coding region runs from base 130 to 363 and encodes 77 amino acids. Lineage: Eukaryota; Viridiplantae; Streptophyta; Magnoliopsida; Poales; Poaceae.
UCUCGGCCCGACGCAUCAUCUGUGCUGCCCGACGUCUCCCCGAUCUCCGCUCCUCUCGCACCCUUCUACUCACGACGGCGGCGGCGGCGGCGGAAGGCGGCGCGGUGGCAGGUCGGUGACUGGCGAGCGAUGGCGCCGCCGGGGUCGCGGCGUUGGGCGUACGUGCGUCUCAUGGCCGGGACCAUCCUCGGCGGCGUGCUUGGGUUCUACGUCAUGCACCGCAUCGAGACCUCCUACAAGGAGAGGAUGGAGGAGAGGCUGCGGAGGUACGAGGCGCACAUGCUCGCCAAGGCCCAGGAGGCGCAGCAGCUGCAGGACGAGGCGCAGCGGGAGGAUAAGGCCCAGCUCCUGCCCGAUUCGUGACGUCCUCCUCCUCUUGCGCGCGCUCGCUUCCCUGAAUUGUUAGAAUAACAUAGUGCACCAGGGCACAGGAAUCCACUCUCUUCAGAAGACAUAAGAUCGACAUGUACCUUUUGGUUUGCUGCGAUCCUUUCUGUUUACAAGAAAAGCACACUGCUGGAGUGUAAGGUUGAGGUCAUUUGUGUGGAAGUCAAAUAUGAAUAUGAUUCGAUGCCCAUCUGCACCUACUGCUAUAAAAAUGUUGAUCUCAUCAACAAUAUCUGUGCAAUGAAGGAAGGAUCGAACAAUUGAUGGUUUUGUCCUACCCAACAUUUUAUCAUGAUCCUUUUAUCCUGCCUGCAGUUCCAUGUACCUUUCUCUUUGAAAAAAAAAUCUCAGGCCAAAUUCUUUUGCUCCUUUUUGUAUGUCGCCAUCUGAAGCAACAAGUGGGUGUAAAAACAAAAUAUUUCAUCAAACUAACAUGGAUAGCAAUCUUCAAAUGUAUAAGCAAUAGCUUUGGUCCUGUAA